Messenger RNA from Phyllopteryx taeniolatus (common seadragon), 3693 nucleotides. RefSeq names its product calcium/calmodulin-dependent protein kinase II inhibitor 1a (gene camk2n1a). The record is from RefSeq and is a predicted model, not a curated record. Gene Ontology annotation, molecular function: calcium-dependent protein kinase inhibitor activity; protein kinase binding. The transcript has 2 exons. Lineage: Eukaryota; Metazoa; Chordata; Actinopteri; Syngnathiformes; Syngnathidae. The coding region runs from base 249 to 488 and encodes 79 amino acids. Gene Ontology annotation, biological process: negative regulation of protein kinase activity.
UUCCGCCUGGGUUUCCUUUAUGAUCCCGGGACCUUCCUCCUCUCUCGCCAGACAUCAUCAGGCAACGGAGGAGAGCGCACGCACUCGUUCCGCGUCCACGCAUCACGCAAGUCCCUGCAAGCUGCUUUUGAGGGAAACCACCCUACCGCGGGACUUCGACCCUACAAAAACAACAACGUCCCUGCUACGACGGGAUCUAAAGACUGCAAAGAGGACGACUUUGAAUCGACUUGUAGCCGCCAGCCAACAUGUCCGAGGUGUUGCCCUACAACGAGGGCAAAAUGAGCGGCUACGGGGCGGACAGCGAGGUCAGCCAGAUGUCCUUUAGCUGCGGGCUGCAGGACACAAGCGCCUUCUUCGCCGGCUCGCAGGCCAAGAGACCCCCGAAGCUCGGCCAGAUCGGCAGAGCCAAGCGAGUGGUGAUUGAGGACGACCGAAUAGACGAGGUCCUGAAGGGGAUGACGGACAAGUCGUCGCCCGGCGUUUAAAGAGCCCCCUCCCCACUGAGCGAUGCCUUGCAGACUCUUUUCAUUUUGAUCACCGAUUUGAAGCACUUGUCGGCUGUGCAUGUUGGAGGAUUGUGGCGUGAGGAGGAGGAGGAGAAGAAGACGGCGACACACCAAGUGAGGAUGAGGAUGGGAUGAAACGCGGUGGAGGAAAAGCAAGAUGAAGGGAAGGAUGGAAGAGGUGGAGCGGAAAGAUUCCUGGUGGGAUAUCGCUGGCAAUCCUCCAAAAACGAGUCCCGUUUUUGUUUUCUUUUUCAAGGAGAAGAAAAAUCCCGACAGCGGCUGUCGCGUCUCGACAGGCGCUGACUUUGUUAGGAAAGGUGACGGAUGAACUUGUCAUUAAAACAAACGCCACCGCCACCUCCUUUGUCCCCCGCUCCAGACGCGCCGCAAAAACAAGCGUCGGGAUGAAGCACGACGUUGUACAGUAGGCUCAGCUUUACGCCCCCCCUGCCCUCUCCCCUUUCUUGUAGAUGGUGCAUUCAGGGGAGCUGUCCUUUCAGCACCGCUCCAAUGCAUUCCUGUUGCUGCUUUGGUAUGCCCCCCCUUCCCUUUUCCCCCACAGACCAACCAAACUCUCAAGUCUACUUCUAACAAAAGGAGACCAGAUUGUAUGUAAAAACAUAUAUCCGAGGAUGGUGCAAUGUUAAUAUUUUCUGUAGUGGAAAGCCGCUUGCUUUGGCCGCAGGCUUUUUUUUCGCCGAUGGUUAAAGUUGCAGGUUGGUGUAGCCGCACCUGCACGUAUCUUUUACACGCAACGAAAAUAUGAACGCGACACUUUUGUUUUUGCGCCCAUUCUUCAUGAACUGAACUCAAAAGAUGUACACAAAAGGCAUAUUUCUCUCAAAUAUUGUUCACAAAUCUGCGUGAGUGAGCAUUUCUCCUGUGCCGAGAGAAUCCAUCCACCUCACAGGUGGACAGCAUGAUGACUGCACAGGUGUGCCUUACAGUAGGCUUUCCACAAUAAAAGGCUGCUCGAGAAUGUGCAGUUUUACUGUAUUGGAUUGGAUUAUUUCGGCAGAGGGGAAGUGCUCACGAACAGGUUUGAACAAUAUUUGAGGGAAACAGGCCUUUUGUGUACAUAGACAAAGUCUCCAAUCUUGGAAAAAUGGGAGGAAAAACAAGUGUUUUGUUUAUAUUUUUGUUCAGUAUAUUUAUGAUGAUUUGCAUUUGUUUAUUUAACAAACGCUGGCCAAAUUGUGGAGAUUCAAGUAAUUAUCUAAACUAAUAGACUGAACACAUUUGUUUUCUACAGUGGCACCUUGACUUAUGACUUUUUUCACGCUACGAGCUGUUUGCUUGAUGUAUUUCUUUUCAUUAUUUUUAUUUUUCGCGUUGUGUUGUGACUCAUGCGUGAGUUGCACAUUCAGGAGACGAAACAGGACAAGCACUUUGGAAAUAAAGAGAGAUACAAUUUCAUAAACAUUUGCAAGGAGACAGUUUGAAUACAAGUUGAGGGCUCUAAAAAGUAUGUGCCUAUUUCUCCUUAGGCCAGGUCAUAAGAACAGGCACGUGAACAGGCAGUUAUCAUCUUCCUUGUGCAACUGGCCCCCCCACCAACCACAGACAUUUUGCGUUCUCUCACCGCAAAUUGAUAAUACAUGACGAAAGAGAGUUGAGGAACAAGGUCUACGCUCUUAUCGUCAGCCUAAAACAAAAGAUUAGGCGAGGUUAUACUUAACAUAGAAUACAUUUUAUAAAUGCAAAUAUAUAGAUCUUUUUUCCUACCAGGUAGUGUAAUGCCCUCGCAUGUGGGCAAGGAGAGCCACAGCCACUGAUGCACAUUCAGCCGUUUAUUCAACGGGACAGUCCAACACAAAAAUGUGAAAUGAGCGCAUUCGCAAGGAGCCGCUGUAGGCCACACCCCGUGCCCGAACGCUCACACAAAGACUGAUGUCAUUCAUUUGGCCACGCCUCUUAAAGGGACAUGCAACACAAAUACUAAAGUAACACUUUAUAAAACCGUUUUUUUCCUUUACAUUCUCUUUUAUUAUGUUUUUAUACAAUAUAGUGAUGUUUUUCCUAAUUAAAAACAAAAUGGUGUUUUUUUUCAGCGGGCUGGAAUGGACUAAUAGCCUUUCAAUUCAUUUCAAUAAUAAAAAUUUAUACGACAAACUCUUGAGUAGGGCUCGACCGAUUAAUCGGCCCAUAUUAGUCAUUUUAAAUGUAUUUUAGUAUUUUUUUUGCUUUACACCUUUAUACAUUACAACAUAAGACAAAGAUUCAAACAAACAACAAUACAAAGUUUUCAGUAAGUUUCAGUGUUUAUAUAUAUAUAUAUAUAUGUGUGUAUUUCUUUUUUAAAUGAAUCAGCCGCUUAAUCUGUUAGCGGAAUUUUAUUCUGCAAAAUAUCGGAAUCAGCAUCUGUCUCAAAAAUUCCAUAUUGGUCGCGCCCUAAUAUUGAGCUCCGAGCAUGGUCAAGGAAUGAAUUCAACUUUUAAGUCAAGGUCCUAUUGUAUUUUGCGUAUUUUCAUUUCGCAGUUAGCGAGUGUUUCACGUCAUGCAUGGAUUCUCACUUCGGUGCCAACGCAGGUGCCACUACGUCCCCCCACCGCCCCCACCCCCGGCACGCUUGUUUUUAAACAAAAAGGUCAUAUUUGUAUUUUUAUAUCUAAAUAUUUGUUAUUUAAAUGAUAUGCUCGUCUAUGGUCUUACAGUUCAUCAACAACAACCACAAAAAGUUUCUACUCGGGAGGACACGGAGAACGAGACGACGUUCAUUUUGGCUCGACUGCUCUCGUUCGAUUAUCAGCGCUCGAGGUUUUUUCAAGACUAACUGAAUGUGUCUGGGUAUUUUGCACACAUCGAUGUUCAACUAUUAGUAAGAAAUCGUAUACUGUGACGAGCUUCGUUAAUGAAUUUGUUAGAAAAUGGCAGUUUUAGAGUAUAUUCCACUGUUUACGAGUACGAUCAAAUAACAUUAUUUGAUCCAUUUUGAACAUUACGGUUUAUUUUUGUGUUUUUAUUUAUUUUUUUAUUUUUAAGUUGGCUUAUUUUGUACCAUCAUUUUAAAGAAACUGGAUAUGGUUUGUUGUGCAUGAAACCUUAAUAUUUUCAAUAAUGGAACAUAAUUUUAUGAAACAAAAAAAAAAGCAACAAAAAUGUCAUGACAUUCUAAGAAUGAGUCAUUGUAUAUUAUGAUGCCAUUUUCACUGUAUUUGGUGAACUAAUAAAUGGUGAAAGAAGA